GCCUAGUCCUGAAAACAAGCAGGGAAGUCGGGGCAGCGCCGGGGCCCUGCACCUGCCACUGGUGGAGGAGUCACUGAAGGGGAAUGGAAAACCAGAGCUCCCCAGAGCCAGUCCACCGAGGCUGAAGUCUAGCUCGGAAAGAUCUUCAGCAGAAACCUCCAUUUCUGGAAUGACGACCCUACCCCCACUGCCCAUGUCACGCCCCAAGCUUACAGCCUUAGCCAGAGAGAAGCUGCCAUGCUCCCCCAGAACAACGCCACGGUCUGAGUUGAUCAAAGAAAAAGAUGACAUAGAUCAUUAUCUGGAGGUGAAGUUCAAAGGAUUGUCAAAAGAGGAGGUUGCUGCUUACCGGAACACAUACAAGAAGAACAUCUGUGUGGACAUGCUGCGAGAUGGGUAUCACAAGUCCUUCACUGAGCUCUUCAGCCUGAUGGAGAAGUGGGAAGCCCUGAGGGAGGCUGCGAGGGUCAGGUCCGUCUUCUGGUUGCAGAAACCCCUGGAGGAGCAGCCUGAUAAGCUGGAUCACUUCUACUACUACCUGACCAGGGCUGAGGUGGCUGAAAGGAAAAAAUAUUUUGAAGAUGUCUAUAAUAACUUGUAUGCUCUGGCCUGUUACUUCAAUAAUUCUGAAGACAAGUGGGUAAGGAACCACUUCUACAAGCGAUGUUUUGAGAUUGCUGAGCUGAUCAAAAUUGACGGUGGGAAGAAAGAAGCCGAGGCGCACGGACACAUGGGACUUCUCUUUGAGGAAGAGGGUAAGCUUCUGGAAGCUGCCGAGCAUUAUGAAGCGUUCCAUCAAUUGACGCAAGGGCGGAGGUGGAAGGAUGAGACAGGCCGCUUUCUCAACUUGUUGGCCUGCGAGAGUCUCCUGAGGACGUACAGAUUACUCUCCGACAAAAUGCUGGAAAAUAAAGAUUACACACAGGCCAUCAGAAUUCUAAUAAAAGCUUCUGAAAUAGCCAAAGAAGCAAAUGACAAGAAGAUGGAAGGGGAAGCUUCCUAUUACUUGGGCUUAGCACACUUGGCUGCCGGAGAACAUGACACAGCAUUAGAAGACCUCAACACUUACGGUGAGAUCUCCACGGAGCUGGAGGAUGACCUCAGCCUGGGGAGAGCCUAUGAAGCCAUAGCCAGAGUCCUGCAGAGCCAAGGAGAGAUGGUAGAAGCAAUUACAUACCUGAAGAAAUUUGUGAAACUGGCAAGAAACAAUUUUCAAAAGCUAGAUGUUGUGAAAGCAAGUACAAUGCUUGGUGACAUCUACAAUGAAAAAGGGCACUACAACAAAGCUUCUGAAUACUUCCAGCAAGCUUUUGACACUACAGCAGAGCUAACAAAUGUGCCUCUGAUGGAUGAAACCAAAGUUCAUUACGGAAUAGCAAAAGCUCAUCAGAUGAUGCUGACAAUUAACAAUUAUAUAGAAGCUGCAGAUCUCUCCAGCCUUAACACCCUGCUCUCAUGGAAGGAGACUAGAAGUAACAUUUCACCUGAUCCAGUUAUUGGAGACCCUAGAAGAUCCACGAUGGAAAAGAUAUAGCACACCUCAGAGCACUUGGAAGAACAACU
Myotis davidii is the source of this 1563-nucleotide messenger RNA. RefSeq names its product tetratricopeptide repeat domain 29 (gene TTC29). The coding region runs from base 170 to 1534 and encodes 454 amino acids. NCBI's taxonomy places the organism in Eukaryota, Metazoa, Chordata, Mammalia, Chiroptera, Vespertilionidae. The transcript is spliced from 12 exons. The record is from RefSeq and is a predicted model, not a curated record. Gene Ontology annotation, molecular function: protein binding.